Aplysia californica (California sea hare) is the source of this 977-nucleotide messenger RNA. RefSeq names its product derlin-2. NCBI's taxonomy places the organism in Eukaryota, Metazoa, Mollusca, Gastropoda, Aplysiida, Aplysiidae. Gene Ontology annotation, biological process: endoplasmic reticulum unfolded protein response. Gene Ontology annotation, cellular component: endoplasmic reticulum membrane; Hrd1p ubiquitin ligase ERAD-L complex. The record is from RefSeq and is a predicted model, not a curated record. Bases 136 to 867 code for a protein of 243 amino acids. The transcript has 7 exons. Gene Ontology annotation, molecular function: misfolded protein binding; ubiquitin-specific protease binding.
CAUGCGUGCUACACGUGUCUUACAAUCUAUACAGCUGACGUUGAAAUAAGCAUUUCUUGUUGGAACCCUUUCUUGUUUCUGUUUUGAUUUCAACGGACCUCCUUGCACUUUUAAAAAUCAUUGAUCAAAAAGACCAUGGCAGCGCAAACAUUUCAACAGGAGUACAUGCAGAUGCCUCCUAUUACACGGGCUUAUACAACUGCUUGUGUUUUAACAACUUUGGCAGUGCAACUGGAUCUUAUUAGCCCAUUCCAAAUCUACUUCAAUCCAGACUUGAUAUUUAGACAGUAUCAGGUGUGGAGAAUAGUGACGAGCUUCUUGUACUUUGGUCCCAUCGGCUUCAACUUCCUGUUCAACAUGAUAUUUACAUACCGCUACUGCCGGAUGCUGGAGGAGGGGUCAUUCCGGGGGAGGACUGCCGAUUUUUUCUUCAUGUUCCUCUUUGGAGGAUUUUUCAUGAUUAUCAUCGCCCUCUUUGUGAACCUUGUGUUUCUGGGCAGCGCCUUCACCAUCAUGCUGGUGUAUGUGUGGAGUCGCAGAAACCCCUACAUACGGCUCAACUUCUUCGGCUUGAUGAACUUUCAUGCUCCGUUCUUGCCCUGGGUGCUGCUGGGCUUUUCCCUUCUUCUAGGGAACUCGGUCAUCAUUGAUCUCAUGGGUAUCGCCAUCGGUCACAUGUACUUCUUCUUGGAAGACGUGUUCCCCCAGCAGCAGGGAGGCUUCAAGGUGUUCACCACCCCGAGACUUUUGAAGACUUUGCUUGACCCACCCCCCGACCAAGACGACUACAACCCGCUGCCCGAGGAAGCUGGCGGGUUCAACCAGGGUUUGGGCCCGCGGCCAGACCAGCAGGACGGAGACCAGUGAUGCAAUCUACAUGUACUCUAGCAAGCAGAACCCUUCUCUGUCCCCGCGGUUUUAUGCAUAAAGAGUUCUGAAAUUAUGCAAACUGAGCCCAAAAAUGUGAAAUUAUUCGA